UUGACGUGCUGACGUCAGCUUUGUGGGCGGAGCAUAUGCCAGUCUGCUUCUGCCGGGGAACCAGGGUCAGGGGUGAAAGCGGAUCCAAGAUGUCAGCGGCGCGGAGGCUCCUCUGGGCGUCUCUGGUGUUAUGCAGCUGCCUUAUUCCUGCUCUGAGCGUUGACAGGAGCAACUUUAAAACAUGCGACCAGAGUUCUUUCUGCAGACGUCAACGAAAGCUACAGCCAGGAUCCUCCCCAUACAGAGCUUUGCUAGGCAGUGCAGAACUGAGCGGUGAUAGAUUUUCUGUCAAGCUGAUCGAUGACAAGAACCAGGUUUCUCUUCUGCUGGAAGUCUUCGGUCUGGAUGGAAACAUGACUCGCAUAAAGAUUAAUGAAAUAAAUCCCCUAAAACCUCGUUACGAGGUCCCAGACGUGCUGAUAGAGCCGCCCAGGCCAGCAGAGUUACAGGUGUCGGGGCAGGAUGAUAACACCCUGGAGCUGUCCUUGGGGACAACAGGACACACGUUGCUGGUUACAGGGACCCCUUUUCGUCUGGAUAUCCUUGCUGGUCAAGAUCUGGUGCUGAGUGUGAACUCAAGGGGGUUGCUUCACUUUGAACACCUGCGUCAGCGGAAGGACACUCUCUCGGAUAAAGUUAGUAGCGCUGUCGGUAACAUGUGGCAUAAAGUGAAGACUCUUUUCUCUAGUGACUCUGAGAAGCAUGAAGUAUCUCCUGAAAGUGAAGAACCGAAUGCAGGAGAGCCGGAAACACCAAAAGAGGAGGAGGAGGAGAGCAAAAAGGCUGAAGAGGAAGAGCCGGGCAUGUGGGAUGAGACCUUUAAAACUCACACGGACUCAAAACCAAAUGGCCCAUCCUCUAUUGGUUUGGAUUUUUCUCUGCCGGGGUUUGAACAUGUUUACGGGAUCCCAGAACACGCUGAUAACUUGAGACUGCGAACUACAGAGAGCACAGAUCCAUACCGUCUUUAUAACCUGGACGUGUUUCAAUAUGAGAUUUAUAACACCAUGGCGCUAUACGGCUCUGUUCCCUUACUUCUUGCACACAACAUUCACCGCACGCUGGGCAUCUUCUGGCUGAACGCUGCUGAGACCUGGGUUGAUAUCAGUUCUAACACAGCUGGCAAGACCUUGCUGGGCAAGAUGCUGCAGUACAUGCAAGGAGGCGGGGAGACGCCUCAGACAGAUGUGCGCUGGAUGUCGGAGAGUGGGAUCAUUGAUGUCUUCUUGCUGCUUGGACCUUCUCCGCAUGACAUCUUUAGACAAUAUGCCAGCCUCACAGGCACUCAGUCGCUGCCCCCGUAUUUCUCUCUCGGGUACCACCAGUGCCGCUGGAAUUAUAACGAUGAGGAGGAUGUGCGCAAUGUGGAUUCUGGCUUUGAUGAACACGAUCUUCCUUAUGAUGUGAUCUGGCUGGAUAUCGAGCACGCCGAUGGGAAGAGAUAUUUCACUUGGGAUCCGCACAAGUUCCCCACUCCCCAAGAUAUGCUGAGUCGGCUGAAAGACAAGCGGCGCAAAAUGGUUGCUAUUGUUGACCCUCACAUAAAAAUAGACAACAAUUACCGAAUUCACAACGAGAUCCGGUCUCGCAAUUUCUUUGUCAAAACCAAGGACGGCAGCGACUAUGAGGGGUGGUGCUGGCCAGGUUCGGCUGCUUAUCCGGACUUCACUAACCCAGAAAUGAGGGACUGGUGGUCCAGCAUGUUUGCUUACGACCAGUAUGAGGGGUCCAUGGAAAAUCUGUUUGUUUGGAACGAUAUGAAUGAACCAUCUGUAUUUAACGGGCCAGAAGUGACUAUGCACAAAGAUGCUGUGCACUGGGGUGGCUGGGAGCACCGUGACAUACACAACAUAUAUGGGCUCUACGUGCAAAAAGCCACUGCCCAGGGUCUGAUCCAGCGUUCCGGUGGCAAGGAGCGCCCUUUUGUGUUAACACGUGCAUUUUUUGCAGGAUCUCAGCGCUAUGGGGCGGUUUGGACGGGCGAUAACGCAGCUGAAUGGGAUCACCUUAAGAUCUCUGUUCCCAUGUGCCUUAGUCUGUCUCUGGUGGGCAUCUCGUUCUGUGGAGCUGACGUUGGAGGUUUCUUUAAGAACCCAGAGCCGGAGCUGUUGGUUCGCUGGUACCAGGCUGGCGCAUAUCAGCCUUUCUUCCGUGCUCAUGCUCACUUGGACACCCCUCGCCGAGAGCCCUGGCUGCACGGAGAGGCCAACAUGCUGAUCAUAAAGGAAGCUCUACGCCAGCGAUAUGCUCUCCUCCCUUUCUGGUACACUCUCUUCUACAGAGCUCUGCGCAAGGGAGAACCCGUCAUGAGGCCUCUAUGGGUGGAAUAUCCCUCUGAUGUGACCACAUUUGCUAUGGAUGAUCAGUACCUGUUGGGCACGGCUCUCUUGGUGCACCCUGUCACGGAGUCCAAUGCUCGAGGAGUACAGAUUUACCUCCCUGGGGACAAAGAGGUCUGGUAUGAUGUUCACACCUACCAGCGGUAUCAGGCCCCUCAGUCAUUCUACCUACCUGUCACCAGCAGCUCGAUCCCAGUAUAUCAGCGUGGGGGCACCAUUAUCCCUCAGAAGAAUCGCCCCAGACGAUCCUCAGAUUGUAUGCAAGACGAUCCAUUUACUUUAUACGUCGCUUUGGACCUGCAGGGUGAAGCACGUGGCGAGCUUUAUUUAGAUGAUGGUCACACCUUUAACUAUGAGCAGAAUGAGUUCUUAUAUCGAGGGUUCACCUACAGCCAAGGAGAGCUGACCUCAAGUUCCCUGGAGCCACAAGGGGUAUUUAAGACACCCAGCUGGAUAGAGCGGAUCAUAAUUCUCGGAGUGACAAAACCAACUAGCGUAACCCUGCGCCUGCCAGGUCUUUCAGAAACCCAACUGGAGUUUGAAUACGACGCUAACACAUUGGCUCUUACAGUGCGAAAACCAGGAAUGAACAUUGCAGCAGAUUUCACUGUCUCCCUGCGAUAACCAAACUCUUGACGCAUAACAGGGGGCUCAGAGAGAGGGCCACGUCGGCUCACAUUUGAGAGGAGGGGGUGGGGAUUGAGAGACUAACUUUACCCAUGGACCAAACACGAGAUUAAACCUGAGGAGAGAGUAUAAGCAUUGUCUUGUGUAUGACUGCACUUACUACUGUGAGCGUGUAUAUAUGUGUGAUUGUGUGUGAGUUCUAGAAUCCGCUGCACUUAUGUCGUGUGUGUCUAUAGCUGGAUUAUGCACUGCGUGUUCUGAUCAAAACUGUAUAACCAACAGAAAUGGGGACCCCCUUCUCUCAGAUGAGCUUCCGCAGCCCCCUCCUACAACGCAGUUUCCCUCAUUUCCCUUUUGCUAGACCUUGUUCACGCAACACCACAACUUAACUCACUCUCCCAACGGCAGAACGAGGAGGGACAGCCAAUGACAAACUAGCAAUUCUCAGGGCUGCAGUCUAUCAAAGGAAGACCAGAAUCACUGUAGAAAGCUGGGUAGUAGUAGCAGGAACUGUUCCCCUUUCAUUUCUGUUCUCGUCCCACUUUUCUAGCCACUCAACCGACUAGGACACUGGGACUUACCUCUAAUGUGACUCUUCUGGCUGAAAGGAAUCGGCUCCCCGUCCCCGUAUCCUGGUCUCUGAGGGAAUCCAUCAUGAUUUUGUUUUUUUAUUUUAUAUAAACAUUCCCAUCUUCCACUGGGUGGGCCUUGGUCUGUCACUCAUUGAAUUGGAUACGUUUUGAUAAAAUGAGAAUAAAAACAUAAAACUCAA
Bombina bombina (fire-bellied toad) is the source of this 3738-nucleotide messenger RNA. RefSeq names its product glucosidase II alpha subunit (gene GANAB). The record is from RefSeq and is a predicted model, not a curated record. The transcript has 25 exons. Gene Ontology annotation, cellular component: glucosidase II complex. Bases 36 to 2963 code for a protein of 975 amino acids. Gene Ontology annotation, molecular function: carbohydrate binding; glucan 1,3-alpha-glucosidase activity. Lineage: Eukaryota; Metazoa; Chordata; Amphibia; Anura; Bombinatoridae. Gene Ontology annotation, biological process: carbohydrate metabolic process; N-glycan processing.